This is a messenger RNA of Eruca vesicaria subsp. sativa (arugula), 1349 nucleotides long. The record is from the annotation of a GenBank genome assembly. NCBI's taxonomy places the organism in Eukaryota, Viridiplantae, Streptophyta, Magnoliopsida, Brassicales, Brassicaceae.
CACAAAAGAUUUGUUCUGAUUACUUUAUUUAUUUCCUGACAUUUUGUGUUCCUUCUCGUUCUGCGUUGUCUUCUUAAAAAAAACAAAACAUUUUUCUAACAGAACUUGCUUUCUCCACAAUUCAAAGCUACUCCUUAACUUUUAUUUUAUUCUUCUUUCCCUCUCUACAAAAACAUUAUAAUCAGAUCUUGUUUCUAGCACAGACCCUUUUUUAUUUCUCUUCCUCCCAUCCUGAAUAAACCUUAAAAUAGCAACAAUCCCAUCAAAUAAAAAUUGAGUCUUUCUAGUGAAGAAAAAUAAAAAAGUCAAAGACUUUACAUCUGGGUUUGUUGAUUUAAGAUUAGAUUCAGUAUGGGUAUGGCAGCAGCGGAAUGGCAGUUUCAUGUUUUAGCUGUUGAUGAUAGUUUAUUUGAUCGGAAACUCAUAGAGAGAUUGCUUCAAAAGUCUUCUUGUCAAGUAACAACUGUUGAUUCAGGAUAUAAGGCUUUAGAGUUUCUGAGUUUAAGACAAGGUGUUGAGAGUAACAACGACACAACAGUGCUUUCUACAUCUCCUCAGGAAGUGGAUCUUAUCAUUACAGAUUAUUGUAUGCCAGGCAUGACUGGUUAUGAUUUGCUCAAGAAACUCAAGGAAUCAUCAGCUUUUAAGCACAUACCAGUAGUAAUCAUGUCCUCUGAGAACGUUCCUGCAAGGAUCAGCAGAUGUUUGGAAGAAGGAGCUGAAGAGUUUUUCUUGAAACCAGUAAGAUUGGCUAAUCUCAACAAGUUGAAACCUCUUAUGAUGAAGACAAAGUUAAAGAAUCAGAAGCUGGAAGAGAUUGAAAAGCUUUCAAAAGACGCAAAUGGAACAAUAGAAGUAGAGCCAGAGAUUAAAGAUUCAGCAGAGAUGGGAAUCAAAAUCUUGCCUCUACAAUCAGAAGCAGAACCAAAACAAGUGCAUCUGCAAGUAGUACAACAAGAGGAGCAAACAUUGAGUAACAAUAAGAGGAAGUCAAUGGAAGAAGGGCUCUCAGCAGAUAGACCACGUCCUAGGUUAGAGGGCAUUGCAACCGCUGUCUGAUUUUAUCCCCUCAUGAUGCUUCUGAUUUGUUAUAGGAAUGCUUCUGCUAAUGGUACAAUACAUGGUUUCACUAGGGAAUGCAGAGAGGGAAUAUAGAUGGAUGAUGAUAAUGAUGUAUGGGAUAAUGUUUAUAAAUACAUCAGUAAAUCAUACAUGGUGAAUAACCCAUUUCCCAAUUUUGUUUCACUCUUUUUCUUAAAAGUUUUUCUUCAAAGAAACUCAACUAUCUGAAAAUGUUAUAUACUUUAUCUGCUAACUUGUUCUAGUGAACAAAAAAGGUACAAAUCUGG